Messenger RNA from Anopheles moucheti, 969 nucleotides. RefSeq names its product fibrinogen C domain-containing protein 1-like. The coding region runs from base 1 to 969 and encodes 322 amino acids. The record is from RefSeq and is a predicted model, not a curated record. The transcript has 3 exons. NCBI's taxonomy places the organism in Eukaryota, Metazoa, Arthropoda, Insecta, Diptera, Culicidae.
AUGGGUGUGUGGUAUAUUGUGUUACUUUCCGUGAUGAUUCGAGUGGCGGCUACAGAUCAUCCCCCAAACAAUCCACCUUUCGCUUUCGAUGAGGUUAAUGUUGCGGCCGAAACACGAAUACUAGAGCGAGUGUCGCAUUUGUUACAAAGCUUGAGUGACAAAAUAAAAAUUCGAAUCGACGAAAUGAAGCGCGAUGUCAGCAGAAUCAUACUUCAGCAAGAUGAAUUCGAAGAUAUGUCUAAAAUCACAAACAAAUCGUUGGGAAAAGUUUCGGAACAAUUGCAAAGUUUCCAAACAUCGACUAAAGAAGCAAUGAUCAAUCUAAAACACAACUUCGGACGAUUCCCGGAAGACACGGGGAUAUAUUACCUUCAACCGAAUACUGCCAUCAACAUAACAUUUGAAGUAUCGCGUGACUGGACAAAUAACCACGGAUUUGGUGGCGACUGGAUCGUUUUCCAGCGACGGUUCAACGGUUCGGUCAAUUUCUAUCGUAACUGGUCCGAGUACAAGCAGGGCUUUGGUGAUCUACGCGGAGAACACUGGUUGGGGUUGGAUAAGCUGCACUCGAUCGUGAAAACCCGUCAACACGAGUUGUUCAUCGUGUUGGAAGACUUCGACGGUGUGAUUGCGUAUGCCCAUUACGAUGACUUCAAGAUCGGUGAUGAAAGUGAGAAAUACAAAAUAAAAUCACUGGGUCAAUACACCGGUACGGCCGGUGACUCGUUUUCCUAUCACAGGGAUGAAGUUUUUUCAACAUACGAUCAGGACAAUGACAAAGAUGACAAAGAUGAUUGUGCCGUAUCGUAUGGUGGUGCCUGGUGGUUUAAGAAGUGUUAUUAUAGCCAUUUGAAUGGAGAAUAUUUGAAAGGGAAGAGUAAUCGAGCAGCUGGUAUUAUUUGGUACACAUUUCGUGGACAUUAUUACUCUCUGAAGAGCACCAAAAUGAUGGUUCGACCAGUUGCGUGA